AUGGGUUCGAAAAAGAAGGACUUUGGUGGUUGUAGAGAUAUAAUCAGCGAUUUACCAGACGCAGUGAUUUGUCACAUAUUAUCAUUCCUUCCAACUAAAGAAGCUGCUUCAACUACCGUUCUUGCCAAAAGAUGGAAGCCUUUGCUUCGGUGUGUACCCAGUCUUGAGUUUGAUGACUCUUUGUGUUUCCAUCCUCCAAUGACUUACGAAGAAAGGAGCACGAAUGCUAGAAGUUUUAUGCGGUUCGUGGAUGGGGUGGCUUUGCAAGGGAAUGCUAAGAUCAACAGAUUCCACUUUAAGGGUGAAGAUAUCAUCGAUCAAAUGUGGGUGCUUGAAAUGAUACCAAAUGUGUUGAAACGUGGUGUAUCAGAUCUUGAUCUAGACAUCUCUUCGAUUUGGGAUAGUUUUGACUCGAUGUUUUAUCAUCUGCCUCCAAAGAUCUUUGUGAGCGAGACAUUGGUUAGGCUAAAAUUAAAAUUUGUACAAGGCGUCAACAUUAGUGUGGAAGGUGAUGUUUCUCUUCCAAUUUCCAAGAUUCUCCAUCUUGAUUAUUUCAAGAUAGUAACGGCCACGGGUACGUUUAACAAGCUUCUUUCUGGUUGUCACGCGCUCGAAGAAUUAUUGCUGUAUAAUUUGAUGUGGGAUAAGUCUUUGGAGCCUGGACCUUUCUUUGUGAAUGUGUCUAUCCCAACUCUCAAGAGACUAACGUUUCGUCGUUUUGAAGAGUUUGAUGAGGCUGAAGAUUUUAACAAAAGUGUGUCACUGUCAAUAUUCGAGAAUCCAAAUCUGGUUUACAUAGAAUAUAUUGAUUCUAUUGCGGAUAGGUAUCAACAAGUGAGUUUUGAUUCGCUUGUUGAAGCUAGUCUCGGACUCCGGCUGAGAUCUGAUCUGGUCUAUAACCAAAGGUAUCAUGAAACAGAAUAUUCUAUGUCAUUCAAGGAAAAGAGUAAUGUAACAACUCUUCUCACCGGAAUAUGCAAUGUCAAGAUCCUCUGCUUGUCUGAUAACACUCUUGAGGUACUUGGUUGCUGCCGUGAUACAAUACCGGUUUUCAACAACCUCAUUGAGUUAACUAUUGAGACUAAACCAGAUGGAAUAUGGAAAUCAUUGCCUGCUAUGCUCAAGAAUUGUCCAAAUCUAGUAACCCUUGUAUUCGAAGUAAUAUACAUACACAAUCCCUUUAAAUCAACCCUACCACGUUUUUCAACACACUUAGAUUCUGAAACUGUUUCAUUUAUGUUUCAGGGAAUGCAUCACAUAUAUUCAGAUAGAUGUGAGGAUGAAGACGGGUGCUUAUGCAGACAUCCUACUGGGUUUGGGGGGGAAGUGGUUGCUCGUACUUGCCUAUCAUCAAGUCCGGUCAAGGUUCUGAAGAUAUUGAACUUUGGUGAAAUUUGUGAUGAUCAUGAGGACGUUGAAGUCGAUGAUGAAGAUGAGGAAUUUGUUUAUUGCUUAAGGGAGCAGAUAGAGCAUGUCGAACACUUCAUAGAGAAAAUGCCGAAUCUUGAGCAAGUGAUAUUGCACUACUAUACAUCAAAUGAUGAAGAUGUGAUGAUGAAAGUGUUCAAGAAACUUGAGAAGCUUCCAAGAGUAGCUUCAGCCAACUGCAAAAUCCAACUAAUCUCGGAUAACCUAUCAUCUAAUGCGUCCGACUAAAUGGAGUCAUUGUCUUUAGAAGAUCCUUUUCUCAGGCUACAAGGUUUGUGUAGUUGCUAAAAGAUCUAAACUCAAUCCUAUGAUCAUCUUUGAAGACUCUUUUCUUUUCUUGUCUUGGUUUUAGAUCUAAACUCUUGUUUUACUUCCCUUAAUGACUUGUGUUUAAUGUUUCUCCAUUUUCU
This is a messenger RNA of Arabidopsis lyrata subsp. lyrata, 1838 nucleotides long. Its product is annotated as putative F-box/LRR-repeat protein At5g41630. Gene Ontology annotation, molecular function: protein binding. NCBI's taxonomy places the organism in Eukaryota, Viridiplantae, Streptophyta, Magnoliopsida, Brassicales, Brassicaceae. The record is from RefSeq and is a predicted model, not a curated record.